UUGGUGGAUCGAUCGGCACUCGAACAGAGUCUAAUUUUGGAUGCUGCUGGCGGCGAUUGGCGGAUAUGGAUAUGGUCGGGGGGAUAUAUACAUCCACAUAUCUGUAUAUAGUAAGAUAUAGAGUGAAAGAAAGAUGCUGAAGUCCCGGACAUCUCAUCUCAUUCCCAUUCUCAUUCGGCGGACAAACGCGUGACGGAACGGAUGUGUGCAUUUGCCUUCGGAUCGGGCUGAGAAAGAGUGUUUAGAUUUCUUGAUUCUCGGACUAAAUAUAUUCGUGGGACUAUCGGCCGAUACUGCAACGAUACUACAACGGUGAAAAAAUAAAGAAUCAAUUCGCACUUGGCCGGAAGAAGGUGGCAAUUGAGACAACUCAACGCCUUCGCCGAACGCAAAAAAAUUACAAAUAGAAAAAAAGGCAAGCAGAGAUCUCGAAGGAAAACAAAUAAAAGAAGUUCAAGUCAAUCAAUCGAUCAGAUCGGGCCAUAAAACUAAAAAAAUACAAAAAAAAAAAAAGAGAAAAAGAAAAACAGACAAUCGAGCAAAAUGCUAGGAAGGAAUUAAUUUUUCUUCCCAUUUAAAUUACAAUCCCGAUACUGACUGACACGCGCGAAAGGUUGUGGCGAUUUUAUUUCAACACUUUUGUUUUUUUUGCAGUGUCUCUGCCUCUGGUAGUGUGUGUGUGUGUGUGUUAAGUGUGUGUGAGAGCCAAUAAUCAAAUUUGACAACUGCGCGAAUAACGUUCUGAGAUCAAAACAUCCCGCCACUGCCAGUUUUAAAAACAAAUCAAAAUAAAUGGGCCAAGUAUUCAGUGCGAUUCGAUUUUUUUUUCCUGUGACCUGCCAAUAACUGACUCCCAGCCAGAACUACUGUGGACUCUAUAAUAUCGUUCAGAUAUCGGAAGGAAAUUGGCAUCUAGAUGACGCACCUGAUGGGCCCCACGGAGUGCGCCAGCGCCAUGAUGGGCUCCUCGAUGCAGUUCCACGACAACGGCCUGGGCCUCAACCUCACCGACUACAGCUGCUACACCAACGACUACUGGACCACGCCCUACCUGACCGGAGGACUCAGUCCCAUGAAACAGAUAGAAGCCUGCAUCCAGACGGCUGGCAAGGAUCGCAGCUCGUACAAGCCCCUGGAGCAGAUCGACGCCAAGCUGGCGGACAUCGAGACGCACAGUACUGGCAGCACUGGGACAGUGGCCAGCAGCCACAGUAGUGCCAGCAACACCUCCAGCCCCACAGCCCGCCCUAGCCAGGACGUCCAGGGCACGUCCUUGCUGCCCGACUAUCCCAAUGGGGGGAGUGAGGGCGCGACAGGAUCAGGCAGUACCGAAGUGGGUGGAGCCAGUGGAGGAGCCGGGGCCACCUCGGCCAAGAAAUACAAAAGCCAAUACAAAAAAGACAGCUCGGCGGAAAAUAGUUCCAGCAAAGCGGCCAUCAGUAGUAGCAAGGCGGAACCCGAACAAGUACAUCCUUCCCUGGCCCAGGCCGUCGUCGUCCUGGAGACGAAGGCACUGUGGGAUCAGUUCCACGCCCAGGGCACCGAGAUGAUCAUCACGAAGACGGGCCGCCGGAUGUUCCCCACCUUCCAGGUGCGGAUCGGAGGCCUCGAUCCCCAUGCCUCCUACAUCUGCAUGAUGGACUUUGUGCCGAUGGACGACAAGCGCUAUCGCUACGCCUUCCACAACUCCUGCUGGGUGGUGGCCGGGAAAGCGGAUCCCAUCUCCCCGCCCAGAAUCCAUGUGCAUCCCGACUCCCCGGCCGUCGGCGCCAACUGGAUGAAGCAGAUAGUGUCCUUCGACAAGCUGAAGCUCACCAACAAUCAAAUGGAUGAGAAUGGGCAUAUUAUUUUAAACUCUAUGCACCGCUACCAGCCCCGAUUCCACUUGGUUUAUUUCGCCCAGAAGAAUGCCUCCUUGGACGAAAAUGCCCAUUCGAGCAACUUCCGUACUUUUAUAUUUCCGGAGACGAGCUUUACGGCCGUAACUGCCUACCAGAAUCAGAGGGUGACACAGCUGAAGAUUUCCAGCAAUCCUUUCGCCAAGGGCUUUCGGGACGAUGGCACCAAUGAUGUGACCAGUGGCGGAGGCAGCACCAUGUCCAGCAUGAGUCAAGAAAGCCAGGCUCGCAUGAAGCAGCAGCAGCAACAACAACAGCAGCAGCAACAGCAACAGCAACACCAGCAGCAGCAGCAACUGCAACAGCAACAGCAGCAACUCAAGGAGCAACGCUCCGCAGGCAGCAACUUCAGUCUGGGUUGCACGGAUCUCGGAGUGGAGCAGCAACAACAGAAUGGUUUGCAACUGCCUGCCACGCCCUCCAGCAGCUCCACCUCCGGCAACUCUCCGGACCUACUCGGCUACCAAAUGGACCAGCAACUGCAACAGCAGCAACAGCAACAGCAGCAACAUCUGCAGAGCCAGCAAUCCCACCAGCAACAUCAGGCCGGCCAGCAGCAAUCGCUGCUCCAUCAGGGCCAGAAUCAGGCUCAAUACGGAAGCUAUCAUCAUGGCUAUCCGCAGACCCAGAUCCAGGCCCAUCCCCUCACCCCGCACUCCAGCAGCUCCGCCUCCCCGCCAGCAGCAGCAUCUGCAACACCCGCCGCCAACACGGGAGCCACACAACUGAACAUUUAUUCGAGUAUCGGGCAGCCGUACGCCCAGGAGCAGAGCAACUUUGGAGCCAUCUACCAUCACAAUGCCGCGGCAGCUGCUGCCGCCCACUACCACCAUGGCCACGCCCACUCGCACGGACAUGCCCACGGCCAUGCCCCCUAUGCCACGGCGUACGAUAAGCUGAAGGUGUCGCGGCAUGCGGCGGCGGCGGCCUACGGAAUGGGUCCUACGUACCCGAGUUUUUACGGCUCGGCGGCCCAUCACCAGAUGAUGCGACCCAACAGCUACAUAGAUCUGGUACCGCGCUAGAGGGGAGGUCCUUGGAGAGCCAUGACGCACUGUGCUGAAAGUGGGCUGGUGGAGGAGUAAGUUUGGAGACUAUGGGCGUGUAGAGCUCCACUAAGUCAACGAUCUCCACUAGGUCUUAUACAUGAGAGUCUUAUAUUCUUGAGGGUCUUAUAUUCCUCAAGGGAUAAUCAUCAAAAAAUGCCCUAAAAAACUGUAAAUUUUAAAAAACAAAUCUAAAAAUUCAUGAUCAGUUAAAGAUUUAUUAAUUCUGUCUAUAAAAAAUAUCUAGAAUACUCCGCCUGAUAUUAGCCAUGAUUUUUGUUUCAGUGCAGAAUUCAAGUAUUAGCAGCUGUUGGGCAAAAACCAAAAAAAAAAAAAAAAUUAAAACCAAAUAUAAAUGCAACAAGUAUUACAAGUAUUUCUAUAAUUACAUUUUUUUUCUCUAGCCUAGAUCUUAAUUUUAUUCAUGUGUGUGCCAACAACUAUUUUUUUUUCUCGCUGUGUACUUUGUAGUUGUAAAAAUGUAAUUUUAAUGAAUACCUUUAAUCUAUACUCGUAUGUAUUUUUUUUCUUAACAUUUUAGUCACUUUUCUGAUUUUCUGAUUUUCUGAUUCAAUGUAAAUACCGAAAUACUGAAACUGAAACAGUUUGAAGAAAUAAUAAAAACAGAAAACAUUUAAACCACAAAACCAAAAAACAUAAAUUAA
Messenger RNA from Drosophila ananassae, 3609 nucleotides. RefSeq names its product T-box transcription factor TBX1-A (gene org-1). Gene Ontology annotation, cellular component: nucleus. The transcript has 7 exons. Gene Ontology annotation, biological process: cell fate specification; regulation of transcription by RNA polymerase II; positive regulation of DNA-templated transcription. NCBI's taxonomy places the organism in Eukaryota, Metazoa, Arthropoda, Insecta, Diptera, Drosophilidae. Gene Ontology annotation, molecular function: RNA polymerase II cis-regulatory region sequence-specific DNA binding; DNA-binding transcription factor activity, RNA polymerase II-specific. The record is from RefSeq and is a predicted model, not a curated record. The coding region runs from base 917 to 2923 and encodes 668 amino acids.